CGGCAGCCAGAGGAACAAGUCUGUGGCGGAGGGCAGAGCAUCCUGCUGUCGUUUUUUUUUCUUUUUCUGUUCCUCUCCGUUUUUCUGCCCUCGGGAUAACGGCAGACCAGCAACGGAGGAGGAGGAGAAGAGAGAGAGAGAGAGAGAGAGAGAGAGAGAGAGAGACAAGGAGGAAGAGACAGACCUACAGAGAGACUCAGAGAGAGAGAGACUCAGAGAGAGAGAGAAGGAACAGACCUUCUGUCAGUGAUCAAAUUCACAACAAAGCAUCCCCACCCAUUAUCCUGAGCGCGUCUGUCACCGUGUGUCAAACUGCAGCCGCGGCUCUCUCCGAUGUCACCUGCUAUUAGCGACCCUGCCAGACCAGCAGUAUUCAUGGUCGCCAUCCCAGUACUUCGAUGAAGACAGCUACUCUCCCCCUCCCAAGAAUAUGAAGGGUCUAUCCGGCGGCCGGCCUCAGCUACAGAUCUCGUCAGCGCACACGUGCGGCAUCUCUGACUGCGAGCACUCCCUGGACCACCUGCAGCAUGGGCCGGCCGAGUCUCGCCAGUCCUACCUGCUCAGCCCGACCGAGAGCUGCCCGCUGGACCACCACCACCGCUGCUCGCCGCGCAGCUCCAUCCACUCCGAGUGCAUGGUGAUGCCCGUCUCCAUGGCCUCGGACCACGUGUCCAGCAGCACCUUCCCCCGCAUGCACUACAGCUCGCACCACGAGGGCUCGCGGGACGACUGCUCCAUGGCGCACGUCACCGGUGGAGGGGUCGGAGGCCCCGGUGGCGGAGGAGGUGGUGGUGGUGGUGGAGGUGGUGGCGGCGGUGGCGGUGGCAGUAGCGGCAAGAUGAACCGCAUCCCGGCCAACCUGCUGGACCAGUUCGAGAAGCAGCUGCCCAUCCACCGCGACGGCUUCCACACGCUCCAGUACCAGCGCACGUCCACCACGGCCACCAGCGAGCAGCGCAACGAGAGCCCCGGGCGCAUCCGCCACCUGGUGCACUCCGUGCAGAAGCUCUUCACCAAGUCCCACUCGCUGGAGGGCUCGUCCAAGAUGAACGGCACCAAGGGGGGCGACUCGCGCUCCUCGGACAGCGGCCACCACCACCACGGCCACGGCCACCACCACCACGGCCACGGCCACCACAAACACAGCAAGCGAAGCAAGAGCAAGGAGCGCAAGUCCGAGUCCACCAAGCACCGCUCGGGCAUGGCCGGCUGGUGGAGCUCGGACGACAACCUGGACAGCGACAGCACGUACCGGACGCCCAGCGUCAUGAGCCGCCACCACGUCGACCACAUCAGCCACUGCUACCCGGACUCGGUGCAGAGCCACUUCGGCGACCUCUCGCUCAAGACCUCCAAGAGCAACAACGACGUCAAGUGCUCGGCCUGCGAGAGCAUGGCCAUGGCGCCCGAGGGCAAGUUCAUGAAGAGGAGCUCCUGGUCCACGCUGACCGUCAGCCAGGCCAAGGAGGCGUACAGGAAGUCCUCCCUAAACCUGGAGAAGCCUGUGAUGCCGCAGGACCUGAAGCCCUCUUUGAGGGCUUGUCAUUACCUGCAGGUGCCUCAGGACGAGUGGAGCGGUUACCCCGGCAGCAAGGAUGAUGAGAUCCCCUGCCGGCGGAUGCGUAGCAGCAGCUACGUCAAGGCCAUGGGCGACGAGGAGAGUGGCGAGUCGGACUCCAGCCCCAAGAGCUCGCCGCAGAAGAGCGCCCGCUCCGACGCCCUCGUCAAGUCCGUCCUGCAGAGGCAGCUCUCAGACUCCCAGAGCUCGUAUCGUUUGGAUAAAAUGAACAGCGACGUGUUAAACUACAUCACCAAUUUCGCUGCAGAUCUAAGUCAAAGCUACCAUUUGCAAGCCACGAGAGACAUCCAUCCCAGCAUCACCCUGGAUCCCUCCGCCAACUAUAACUCCCCCAAGUUCCGUUCCAGGAACCAGAGCUACAUGCGAGCCGUCAGCACCCUCAGCCAGGCCAGCUGUGUCAGCCAGGUAAGUGAGACGGAGAUCAACGGGCAGUUUGAGUCUGUGUGUGAGUCGGUCUUCAGCGAAGUGGAAUCACAGGCUAUGGAGGCGCUGGACCUGCCGGGCUGCUUCCGCACACGAAGCCACAGCUACCUGCGCGCCAUCCAGGCCGGCUACUCCCAGGACGACGAGUGCGUGCCCUCCAUGACCUCCUCCACAGUCACGUCCACCAUCCGGUCCACGACAGAGGGCCAUGAUUUGCUGGAAGGCACUAGUUUGCUUAAUGAGGACAAUUUGCCAGACGACGAGGCAGGAAUAGCCUACAUGCCCCGCGAGGACGCCGGCCGUCCCAGCAGGGCUGACAGGUUCCACAGCCAGAGGGCCGCCCGGGCGGCUGCCUCCACGGCCAACACGUUGCCCUCCGCCGCGUCCUCGGCCGGCGCCAGCCUCGGCAUGGGCAUCGGGCUCGCCGCCAUCCCCCCGGCCGUGCAAGCCACUGUCCAGGAGACGGCCGACCUGGCCCUGGCCCUGAGCCAGCAGUGGCGGGAGGAUGUGUCGGCCAUGCGCCAGGAGCUGGCAGAGCUGCGGCGGGACAUCUGCACCGAGCUGCGCGCCUUCAACAGCAACUUCUCCACCUUCACGCAGCGCUACAACACCUGGUCCCCCAACGCCCCGCAGGCUCCCGCCUCCACCGGCGCUGGGUCCGCCACCACUGGCCACGUGUCCGUCAGCACCCAGGCCAACAGCAAGGGCCUGGUCAGACAGAAUACGGCAGAUGCGGCCGUCAACUGCCCCUCACCGGUGGACUUGAGCAUCAUGAAGUCUCCAACUCCAGAGCCUCUCAAAACCAAUGUUCUCCAGCUGCCCAGGUCAGGCUGUGGAAGCCACGCGGUGGCAGACGUUUCCGUUCCUGAAAGUGUCCUUUCAAGUCCAGAGUCAGUCGACCUAAUGGCAGAGUGUGUGGACUUUACGUUAGACACGGAAUCUUCAGCAAUGCGAAAUGUUGUAGACCUCCCGUUCCCUAUCGAAUCUGACAUUGCCCUCCUCAGUCCCUUAUCUAGAGAAUCAUGGUAUCCAGAGGGCUUGGGCUCUUCUCCAGAGCCUGUGUACUCUGAGUCUGUAAGCCCAUCUCCAGAACCUGUAGAUCCAACCUUCACAGAGUCCCCAACACCUCUGCACAUAGAACCCACCUUCCCAACACAGCCACUUCUAGAAUACCUUGACUCAGAUAUCCAGUCUCUGCCCAGUCCUGAGCUUCUGGACGUAGCAGCCUCAAGCCAAGACCAUUCACAGCAUGUUGAGACCAGUCUGGCCAGCUCGCCAGAGCUACUACAGUUAGACCUUAGCUUCCCUGAGCCUCCUCCACCAGUAACUAUGGACCCUGAACUCUUGGCCAUGCCUGACCUGGACACGGACAGCCUGAGUCCUCCAGAUCCAGUGACCUUUGAUUCCUUCUCAUGCCUAGAGAAGCUGUCUGCGUCCGACACUGCUGUCCCAGCUUGGAGCCCGGAGCCGAGCCCAGAGCCAAGCCCAGAACCGAGCCCAGAGCCGAGCCCAGAACCGAGCCCAGAACCGAGCCCAGAGCCGAGCCCAGAACCAAGGCCUGAGAGUCCCAUCACAGGGUGUCCUCCUGAGUCGGAGGCUGUCUCCUUACCAGAAGCUCUCCUGGUUGAGGCAGAGCUCCUAAAUGUAUCGGUGUCCAGUAGCACAGAAAUGGUGCCUCAUGAUGAUAUCAUCAUCUGUCUGACCGACAUGGGCACCCUCCAUCAUGCCGUCUUGUGCGCCGUUGAGGCAGACACUCCAGACUCAAACAGCUCAGAGUCUUUCGACGAGGAGAUUGAAGAGGCAGAACUUGGUUCUUCAACAGACAGCGAGAUCAUUAACAUAGCCAGCCUCUACUUGGAGGAGCCUGAGGUACUGGACGUCCAAGACGCCAACGUCCCAAGUGAACUAUCAGAACCAUGCUCCGACAUUGUUGUAGUGACCACUCCCGGGCUUGAGUCUGGGUCGCCCUGGAGUCCUGAGUCUGGGUCGUCGAGUUCUGGGCAGCCGAUCACUGUCCAGCCGAGUCCUGGCCAGCCGAGCACUUUGUGUCUGUUCGGACAGGCCCUCAUGAGCAACCCGGCCGCCCAGUGUCCCUUCCAGUUUCCGCCACCGGAGCUGCAGGAACCCAUGGAGAGCUCGCAGCAGCUGCUGCUGAAGAGCCAGUCGGAGACCUUCGAGAGCAUGGUCAGCUCCCCGUCAUGCAGCGAUUUCCUGUGGGUCAGGUGGCAGAGGAAGUCCCAGGGACAGCUGCCCUUGCAAAGGAGUUCCAGUGUCGAGCUAUGGCACAGGAAGUUCUCCAACAACUCUCAGAUGUCAUACAUGUCCUUGUCACUUUAAUCAGGCACCUCAAAGACACAAGGGAAGUAGAAUCGAUGCAGACAGAGUUGAAGAGAGUGUGUGUGUGUGUGUGUGUGUGUGUGUGUGUGUGUGUCUGUGUGCGUUUGUGUGUCUGUGCGUGUCUGUGCAUGUGACUUUGUGUGUUUGCUUGUAUGAAUGUAUACUUAUGUACAUAUUGAUAUGUCUGUGUGUGUGUGACUGUGGCAAUGUGUAAGUGCUUUGUUUGUGAUGUUUGAGUGUGUGGGGUGAAUUCACAUCUACUGUAUGCAUUUCUUUGUGUGUGUGUGUGUGUGUGUGUGUGUGUGUGUGUGUGCCUGUCUGUCUAUCUUUGUCUGUGUACAUAUGAGUGUCUGCAUGUUUGGUCGGAGGAGAAAAAGGGAAUGUCUUGAGGAAUGGGUAUUGAUUAAAACCUUAUUAAGGACUACCUAUACACAGCAUCGGUGCCACUGUGAACGCAUUCAGUUCAACUGAUAAACGCUUACUGAAAUAUUCAGCAUUGACUGACUACCCCUCAGCUGCAGAGGUGGAUCAAAAUAUUUUUCUCUCCUUCUCUCUUUCUUCAAAAACGAUUUGUGCUUGUAAUCAUUCAUCCAAAGAUAUACUAUAUUUAACUCAUGAACUCGCUGAAACUGCCUCAGUAUUUUGGGGAAUUUUCAGGUUUUGAAUGUGAAGUCUUGAUGAGCUGGCACAUAGUAAGAUACUGUGAUCAAGUAUGGGAAUGUCCAAGCAUAUCUACAUGAGCACUUAAAAAAAACUUCCUUUCUGAGGGAUCAGACAAUCAAGACAUUUUUCUCUUACCUCAGAUGUUUGAGUACUUGGUACUGAAUGCACUGUUGGUCUACUGUUAGACACUGUUAGGGUAAGACUGUGAUGAGCUGAACAGGGUAUUCUCAAAGAGAGUCUCUGUGGUUUUGAUAUAGCAUUUUUUUUCUCUGAAUGUGGAUUUGCGAUUGUUUUGAUGAAACCCAGCAGAACCUGAUCUUCAUAUUGUUACCCAAGACUGCUGAAUAGACUUGUAGAAGUCCCGGUAGAGACCUGCAGCCUUGCGAUAAAAAAAUGUGAUAAAUUUACUCCUGUAAUGUAAGAUGCGUCAUGCAUGUCUCAGACGCUCUAUGUGACCUUUUGAAUUAAUUGGAUCUCCAAUACAUAGACACAAACACACAUGGAGACACACUCACACUCAAACAUGUACAUGCAAACACACACUGACACAAACAAAACCACACACACACACACACACACACACACACACACACACACACACACACACAUUCAAGUUCAAGCACAUGUGCAUAUAAACAUGCACGCUCAAACCCACAUGCAUGCAAAGCCUCAUGUACGUGUACACACACA
This is a messenger RNA of Alosa alosa (allis shad), 5692 nucleotides long. RefSeq names its product discs, large (Drosophila) homolog-associated protein 2a (gene dlgap2a). Gene Ontology annotation, molecular function: molecular adaptor activity. Gene Ontology annotation, cellular component: postsynaptic specialization; glutamatergic synapse. Gene Ontology annotation, biological process: signaling. The transcript is spliced from 7 exons. Lineage: Eukaryota; Metazoa; Chordata; Actinopteri; Clupeiformes; Clupeidae. The record is from RefSeq and is a predicted model, not a curated record. Bases 431 to 4339 code for a protein of 1302 amino acids.